UCGGGCGUUGCGACGUGCUGGAUCGUUUUGCGGCAGGUCGCUCUCUGAAGUUCAGAAGUCAGCAUAACAACAACACAUGAGCCUGACAUUUAGCAGUCAGUCAUGAUUAAAGUUAUUACAGACCAUCGCAACACAGGAUCUUAGCAGAGAAAAUGGCUAGUACCAUGGUGGCCGUGGGCCUUACCCUGGCAGCAGCAGGGUUUGCAGGUCGCUAUGCAAUGCAAGCUAUGAAACAUAUGGAGCCACAAGUGAAACAUGCUCUGGAAGCAUCCAAAUCUGCUUUUGGUAGUGGAUACUACAGAGGUGGUUUUGAUCCAAAGAUGACCAGGAGAGAAGCUUCCCUUAUUCUUGGCAUCAGUCCUACCGCAAACAAAAACAAGAUCAGAGAGGUACACAGAAAACUGAUGAUUUUAAACCAUCCUGACCGAGGCGGAUCCCCAUAUCUGGCGGCAAAAAUCAACGAGGCUAAAGAUUUACUUGAUGGACAGGCGAAGAAAUAGAUUGUCGUCGAAUGUUUGAACGAGCCCUGUCUGAUGCACUUGAAUUCUUAGUGAUCAUUAAACACCAUCUUGUCAUAUA
Messenger RNA from Onychostoma macrolepis, 579 nucleotides. It is a transcript of the gene dnajc19, whose product is annotated as DnaJ (Hsp40) homolog, subfamily C, member 19. The transcript is spliced from 6 exons. The record is from RefSeq and is a predicted model, not a curated record. Gene Ontology annotation, cellular component: PAM complex, Tim23 associated import motor. Bases 153 to 500 code for a protein of 115 amino acids. Gene Ontology annotation, molecular function: ATPase activator activity. NCBI's taxonomy places the organism in Eukaryota, Metazoa, Chordata, Actinopteri, Cypriniformes, Cyprinidae. Gene Ontology annotation, biological process: protein import into mitochondrial matrix.